AUGACCUCCAAGACAGUUCCUGCAUUCAAUGACUGGCCGAACGAUAUUGGCGUAUGCUGGCUAUCGAACCCUUACUUUCUCGACGCUAUGUAGCUAACGAAGCCGCAGUUCACAACCCACGAGGAGCAAUCCGACCCUGUAGACCUAGAAGUUAUUGGUACAAUCCCAUCUUACGUCUCGUAAGUAACCCACUCCCACGCACUCCCUCCUUCUAACAUCCCCAGUGGAACGCUCUAUCGCGCCUCCACAGCCGGAAACACCAUCCCCCUCUCCACGACAACUACCCUCCCCCUCUCCCAUUGGUUCGACGGCCUCGCCACCGUCCACCGUUUCACAAUCUCUCCUCCCUCCUCCUCCUCCUCCUCCUCCUCGGUAGCGGCAAAAAUAACACACACCUCCCGCCUAACCUCCUCCGGAGUCCUCACCCGCGUCCGACGCACCGGCAACCUCUCCGGCUUUACCUUCGGGCAAAAACACGAUCCGUGCGAAUCUCUCUAUGCAAAGUUCAAGUCCUGCUUCUUCAGCGCUGGUAGCCCUCGUGCAACGGUAGACAAGAGCGACAAGGAGGAGGUCAACAGUUGUAUAAAUGUGGGCGUUACUAUAUCCACCGACUUUCCCGGCGCCGAUGCAGGGGGGGGAAUAGUGGUGAAGACCGAUGCAGCGGUGGUGCAACUCCUCAACGGGAGUAAUCUAAAGCCGGAGAAGUACCUGCUACAACGGGACCUACACCCCGACCUCCGCGGCCCACUAAGCGCCGCACACGCCCGCACAGACCCACUCACGGGUGAUCUGUACAACUACAACCUGGAUAUGCGCCUCAGAACCUCCGGAUACCGCGUCUUCCGCACUCGCAGGGACACCGGUGCCACCGAGGUGCUCGCAACGAUCAGGGACGCACCUCCAGCGUACAUACACUCGUUCUGGAUGUCGGAGGACUACGUCGUCCUCUGCAUCUGGAACUCGCGCUUCGCGUGGCGAGGCGCCAGGUGCAUCUGGGAGAAGAACCUUGUAGACGCAAUUGCAGAUUGGGAUCCGCGCUCCAGGUGCUUCUUCUAUGUUAUUGACAGGAAGGGUGGGAAGGGGGUUGUCGCCAAGUUCGUUGAUGACGUUCCGUUCUUUGUCUUUCAUACGGUCGGCGCGUGGGAGGAGGGGGAUGGGGACUUGGUACUCGAAGCGCUGAGCUAUGACAACGUGGACGUUAUAAAGCGGUUCUACUACGAGAACAUCCUCUCUACCGAGGUCGAGAACGGGAAAGCUUGGUUGGGGCGCGGGAGAACGAGACUUACCCGCUGGAGGCUAGCGAACAUACCCAAGACGAACGGCAAGGUACUCCCCGCCGUGCGGGAAUUCUCAGUAGCCAGUGAAUGGGGAAUGGAAUUACCAACCGUCAAUCCCCUCUUUGUAGCUAAGAAAAAUCGGUACCUUCCCCCCCCCUCCGGCCACUAUCCGCGAUACUAACAACGCAGUUACAUCUACGCAGUAACCUCAACCACCGCUUCAAACUUCAUGGACGGCAUCCUAAAAUACGACACAGCAACCAACUCCGCGACCCACUGGCAAGUGCACGCCCACACCCCCGGUGAGGCCAUCUUCGUCCCCGACCCCUCGGGCUCAGCCGAGGACGACGGAGUGCUUCUGAGCGUUGUGCUGGACGGGGUCUCCGGGAGGUCGUACCUAUUGGUACUGGACGCCAGGAAUAUGACGGAGCUUGCCAGGGCCGAGACAAAGAUCGUGGUGGGCUUCGGCUUCCACGGGAAAUGGGAUAAAGAGGGGGUUUUAGGUCCCGAGUACUGACUGAGCGCUUGCCGGAAAUCUGGUAUUUUGCGUCGGCUCCCUACCACUCACGAUGAUACUACUUUGAACUCUGGGCACGGGGUCAGAUACCAGGAGAAUAUUUGAUGUCGCGGAUAUGGAUAUGGGGAUAUAUGCUCGGUUCAUGUUUCCAUCCGUUCGUUAGAUAUAUAUGUAGUUACUCGGUCAAUCGGUCUUCCACUGCCAUCAUGAUAAAGUUAUACAUAUAUUUCCGACGCUGAGAUGCGCAGUGUUGGGCGAGUGAUUGGGAGUGAGCGGGCGUGGCUCGUGGUCUAUAUCAUAUUAUCAUAUCAGAUGAUACCAUAUUAUGGGGGACUAUUACUGAAAGUGGCUUGGUUGGGUUACGAUGCUCUAAUACCUGCACGACCUAGACUAGUCUCAAAUCGCUGCUCCUGGUCACGGGACGAUGUCUUGACGGGCAGAUAUUCAUCGGUCUGUGUACCGGGUGGGUGCACGAGAUAGGCGGGAGGGCCUUGCGAUUUUAUCUU
This is a messenger RNA of Tuber aestivum (summer truffle), 2300 nucleotides long. The record is from the annotation of a GenBank genome assembly. NCBI's taxonomy places the organism in Eukaryota, Fungi, Ascomycota, Pezizomycetes, Pezizales, Tuberaceae.